Messenger RNA from Dentiscutata heterogama, 159 nucleotides. Lineage: Eukaryota; Fungi; Glomeromycota; Glomeromycetes; Diversisporales; Gigasporaceae. The record is from the annotation of a GenBank genome assembly.
CCUUAUAGACGAAUUCUUGGACAAGAUUUAUGGGAUGAUAUUACUGCAAAAUUUAUGACCUCCGAUGCCGUCAUCACUUCAAAUAUUUUACCGGCUCGCAAAAAGGUGCCCGUUCAACUUCCUCUUGUAUUUUUGAAAUAUAUGCUAUUCUCUUCUUAG